CGGCUGUGGAGCUCUUCAGGGCAGUUUGAGUCAAACUGAAGGUUUGGCGAGGCUGGAGGGCUGGAGGCGGUCGACAUGGUGAAGAAUGUUCCGGAAAGUCAAAAAGCGGCACAGCAGCAGCAGCUCGCAAAGCAGUGAGAUCAGCACCAAGAGCAAAUCUGUGGACUCCAGCUUGGGAGGGCUCUCCAGAUCCAGCACCGUCGCCAGCCUCGACACAGACUCCACCAAGAGCUCAGGUAACGGCACGUCUGAAACAUGUGCCGAGUUCCGGGUGAAGUAUGUGGGAGCCAUAGAGAAGUUACAGUUUGACAUGAGCAGGAGCCUCCAGGAGCCUCUGGACCUCAUCAACUAUAUUGAUGCCGCCCAGCAAGAUGGAAAGCUGCCCUACGUGCCCCGAGACGAAGAGGUGAUUCUGGGAGUGUCAAAGUAUGGAGUCAAGGUGGCCUCGCCGGACCAGUGUGACGUGCUGCACCGCCACUCCCUGUACCUGAUCGUGCGCAUGCUGUGCUACGACGACGGCCUCGGUGCAGGGAAGAACCUCCUGGCUCUCAAGACCACCGAUGCAAAGCAAGAGGCGUGCAGCAUCUGGGUGUACCAGUGCAGCAGCUCGGAGCAGGCUCAGUCCAUCUGCAAGGUGCUGUCGGCCUCCUUUGACUCCGCGUUGACAUCAGUCAAAUCCUGAGAGCAGAGAGAAAUGAAACGACUGCAACAGCAAAACAGAAGAUUGACAAAGAAUUGCAACCAUUUCCUUUUUCUCCAACUAUGAUUAGUUUUCUCUGAGAGAUUUAUAUAUAAAUAUAUAUAUAUAUUAAUAUAUAUAUUUUUAUAUAUAUCCUAUCCCCUUUUCCCAUCAGGUGAGACGGUACAACUGUGAAUGUGUCUGAAUCGUUUCCUUUUAAUUAGUUUCUUCACCUCACAUGCUCCUUUGCCCUUUCACAUGAAGUCAAGAGCAACAAUGGAAAGGAAACGGUGGCAUUUUUUAACGCAUUGGAAUACAAUGUAUGUUAAUCACAUUUAAAGCAAACGAUGGUAUGAAUCGGUACGUGAUGGCGUCGUUCAUCUCCAGCAGCUGUCAGCAUGUUGGUUCUUGGUGACACCCAUCAGUGGAGAAACUACACGGUACACACCUUUUACAAUAUUUUGUAUUAUUGUGGAAAUUAUUCUGAUCCCUUUUAAGUUUAAAUAUCCGUGUAUUUUGUGGUGUUUUUCACAAACAGUGUUGGUACAAUAAGUCACUUUUUUGACUCGAAGGUACAUUUAUACCAAUAUGCUUUAACUGUGUGGGAGGAGCCUCAGUUUUAAUUUGUGGGAUUUACUCAUAUUUAAAGACAGAUUUGAUUUAUGGUAUCUUUUUUUUGGUCAUUUCUUUAUACUGUACGACUAAUUGGUACCAAAAGCUUGAUGUGUUUGAUUUGUAACUUUGUUUUUACGUAGUGAUUAAAAUGCAUUACAUCUAUUCCUCUGCUGAAACCACAGGAAUCCCAUUUGGCUGUAGAAUUAUUAUUUUUUGCUUCCCAUCGUGGUACUUCCCGACUUCACCUCAUUAGCUCAUUCUCUCUUUCAACAGCCUCGUUAAGAUUGUGUUGAAAAUGUGACUUUAAAUAAUUUGAGGCAAUUGCGAUUAGAUGAUUUAUUAAAGUGUAAUUUCUCCUUUU
Messenger RNA from Pseudoliparis swirei, 1655 nucleotides. It is a transcript of the gene itgb1bp1, whose product is annotated as integrin beta 1 binding protein 1. Gene Ontology annotation, molecular function: integrin binding. NCBI's taxonomy places the organism in Eukaryota, Metazoa, Chordata, Actinopteri, Perciformes, Liparidae. The transcript is spliced from 7 exons. Bases 86 to 682 code for a protein of 198 amino acids. Gene Ontology annotation, cellular component: lamellipodium; ruffle; cell periphery. The record is from RefSeq and is a predicted model, not a curated record. Gene Ontology annotation, biological process: negative regulation of focal adhesion assembly; negative regulation of substrate adhesion-dependent cell spreading.